AUGGACCGUAUAACUCAAAACCCAACAGAGCUCCUGAGGCUUGUGAACAUGGUAGUCGGAGGUGUAGCCAUUGCUGGAGGUGUAGGAUCUUUAAUUCACCAUUCAUUCAGCAGUAUCAUCAUAGGAAUAUAUGAGGUUGUGGCUGGCGCUAUCACCAUCUUCCUCGAAAUUCGAAAACCUACAGAAGAGCAUAAAGCUCUCGUUCACAAAUACGCGUCAUUCAUGCACUCUUUCAUUGGUCGGGGUGUAUUCUACGUACUAUUAGGUGUCUUGAUGCUCAACUACUAUACCCUUCUCUAUGUCUGCGGUACUAUAGUGGGUGCCAUCGGAUUAGCCUUUGUCGGAUUGAAUUUCAUCCCAAUGUUUGAACCUCCCUCGACCAUGCAGCCACCUACUAUCGACGCGGAAGCUCAGCCUGUCUGGCAAGGACCUACAGAAUAA
Tremella mesenterica DSM 1558 is the source of this 441-nucleotide messenger RNA. RefSeq lists its product as uncharacterized. Gene Ontology annotation, biological process: vesicle-mediated transport. The record is from RefSeq and is a predicted model, not a curated record. The transcript is spliced from 7 exons. Gene Ontology annotation, cellular component: Golgi membrane. The coding region runs from base 1 to 441 and encodes 146 amino acids. Lineage: Eukaryota; Fungi; Basidiomycota; Tremellomycetes; Tremellales; Tremellaceae.